AUGGCGUCAAGUACCGUCACUCCCGUCCCCGAUCUGAAUUAUCAAUCCCAGCCAGAACUUGCAGAGAAAACAGAGACGCCGCUUGUUCUGCCGGAAUCAGACGCACCAUCCACACGACAGGAUCCCCCUGACUCGACAGUGGUGACUUCACCAGACCCCAUCACCACAACUACGCCUCCUUCCGCUGCCACGAUAGAGCCUGCAGAGUCAACAGAGCUUGCAGAGCCUGCAGAGCCUUCAGAUCCCCCAGACACGAACACGACGAUAGGAGAAAAUACACCCCCUUCAUUGGCAUCUCAGCCCCAGGAUGCCGCUGCACCUGAACCCGCUCCGACCGCUGCCUCCAACAUAGAACCUUCGCAACAACAAACACAGUCCGCCGCUCACUCUACCAGCGAAACUGAGGAAACCAAACAAUGUGACCCUGCCAUUGGCCCGUCGUCAGAACUCCCAAGCCCAACGAGUAAAGAAAUGGAGGAUUCCGGGAUGGUGUUGAACAUCGACCUUCUUCUGAUAACUGGAGCGAGACAUCCAUUCAGGAUUGACGGGAAGUACUUGCGAAAACGACAGGUAGAUGUGCCGGAUUUCAACCCAUAUGCGAUGAGCGUAUAUACUCUGAAGGAGCUGAUAUGGAGGGAGUGGAGAUCAGAGUGGGAGCCUCGACCUUCUUCCCCAAGUUCUAUACGUCUAAUCUCAUUUGGAAAACUAUUAGCGGACAACGCUCAGCUGUCCGAUUUGAGAUUAAACCAAAACGCUCCCAACGUCAUCCACAUGACCAUAAAACCGCAAGAAGUUGUCGACGACGAAGAUACCAAGGCUGCCCGGUCUACGUCCGCACGGGAACGGGAUGGCGGUGACCGUAGCCCCCGAUGCCGAUGUGUAAUCUUGUAG
This is a messenger RNA of Blastomyces dermatitidis ER-3, 891 nucleotides long. RefSeq lists its product as uncharacterized. NCBI's taxonomy places the organism in Eukaryota, Fungi, Ascomycota, Eurotiomycetes, Onygenales, Ajellomycetaceae. The record is from RefSeq and is a predicted model, not a curated record. The transcript is spliced from 3 exons. The coding region runs from base 1 to 891 and encodes 296 amino acids.